This is a messenger RNA of Boeremia exigua, 2404 nucleotides long. RefSeq lists its product as uncharacterized. The transcript is spliced from 3 exons. The record is from RefSeq and is a predicted model, not a curated record. The coding region runs from base 33 to 2273 and encodes 746 amino acids. NCBI's taxonomy places the organism in Eukaryota, Fungi, Ascomycota, Dothideomycetes, Pleosporales, Didymellaceae.
CUCGAGGAUGCGUGAUUUGCGAGUCCAAUGAGAUGGAAGGCGCGUGCGAUCGACGCGCCACGACUGCCUUUGCGCGACUCAAAUGGCACAGUAAAGCGACAGGAAACGCUGUGCGAACUGCGAACAUGAAUUGGACUGGGGGCACUCUGCAACGCACCAGACAUGCUAACAAAGGAGUCAUCCAAAAACAGAAGGCCUACUUCGCCCGCGCUCGUGCGAAGCUGCAACAGAGCCCGGAAGCCGCAACCACGCCAUUUCACCCUGAGUUCCUCCAAGAUGGUGGCGUCUACGGACUCGGGCGUCGCAUUUCUUCGUCUGCGUCAGGCUCGGUGAGUCAUGCUCGCCACUCAGCUAGGAAGCGCCGAGUGAGAGAUGAACACCAUAAUUCGCCAACAGCACGGGGAUGGAGACGCGCAAACGACCUGAGAUUACAAGGGGCCAGCCCCCAUUUUGAGCAGGACCGAUACAGGGGUGAAGUUGACAAAGAGAAGCAACGAGACCAGGGGAAGAGGGAACCGCCUCCUGAUACCGAAACGCAGCUCCUCGAAGCCAACAAGAAACGAUUGUUGAGGCAACAAGAUUGGAUUGGGAUUGAACUCUCGAAGCCUGUUGACCUGCGAUGUCUCUCUACCACAGAAACUAUUGCGAUCGGAAAGCGCAGGAAGCCCGACGCAAAAACCAGAGAAGUGGCUCGUCGUGCGAGCCCUGUCACAUUCGUGCAUCCGUCCGGUAGAGAUGAGCUUGACGACGGGGGCAACGCUCUCAUGAGUGGCGCUCUCCCCCGACUUGCGGCUGGGGAUAUUCGAGUUCGCAUUGGAUCAGAUGCUUUGACGACAGCUGCAUCGAUGCAAUUGAUCGACUACGCCUCGUCACAGACUGACUCAGACCCUAUGCUCUUCGAUGAAGAAUUUGAUGGCGCAGUACGACGAGAAAUAUUAGAACCUUCACAGGGCGGACCCUCUCUUGGUCGCAGACUCGCGGCAAACCCCAGAUCGACUGUCGACCGAAACUGCUCGCCGCAGCAUGGCCCACCUGCAUACCAUAAUCUUACGAUAAGCCCAGCCAUGCAUGUAGACGAGUGCAUGCGGCACACUGCAGCUGACCCCAAUGCACUUGACCGGUUUGUCCAACCGAGCGAAGCGACAGACCAAAGCUAUCGACUGACGCACCGCGCGGGAAGCAUUGAACGCCCUUUCAAGCUGACUUUCGGAAGAAGACCACCCCAUCUCGAUCAUACUGCAUCGGCGACCAAAAACUCUAGUGAGACGCAGCGUGUCCAUGCAAACUUCAAUGCUGAAGCAACCGAGACUGGGAAAGUACCCCGAAACGUUGAGAGAUCACUACAGGACGUUGUCAAGAGGCACACAAACCCACCUUCAAGGGAUGGUGAUGAACCCUGGAGGCCGUAUCUGGAUACAGGCACAUCAAGCUCUGACCAUAAUGAUGAUUGGACUGCAAUUAAUCAGCCUCACGCACCUGCGCGAAACGCAAGAGCUGAACUCUCGAGCUGCCCACAGCGUACCACUCCGGUUAAUCUUACACACGUCAACUUGCUAACAGUACCCGCCUCUUUGCCUUCGCGAAUUCGAUCAAAUGCACACCUACCAGACGCACGUACCAUUCUGCGGGCCGGUGCCGAUAAGGGGUUUGGCAAUGAUGAGGCGUUCUGGCAAUCGUGUGCGCUUGGAGCUGAUCCGCAAUCCACAAUGGAGACCGUCCGCAGUCCCGACGAAACGAGUGAGAACUCAACGUCGCGAGCGACAAAGGGCUAUGCUUCGACGAGAUUGCCGCAAUCGACUGCUGUCACUUCUGUCAGCUCGACACCAUUCCCGUCCACACCGUUCAGGUCACUAUCUGGACAGGCUUCUCGCAUAAGCGACGGUGUACAAUAUACGCCACACUCAGGGUCCCGGUCGAUCUCUUCGGCGGCUCUGUCCUAUACGGUAUGGGGUGGCGCCGAGCCGCCGCACGGGGAGGACGUCCCGGGUGAGGGACAGGGCGGGGAGACAUCUGCAGGUAGCCAGUUCUGCGAGCUGGUCACCUACGCCUCAUUUCGGAACCAUGCAUCUCACGUCGAUGAGGUGAUCAGUGAUACAAGGACGUCCCGCAGUGAUCUGGACCAGCGUAGCCGUGCGCAAGACGAUGUUUCGAGGCUGGCGCAGGCGAGUGGAAGCACCAUCUGGUCGCGGGAGGACCAGGCUUCAUCUAUGCGCAACAUGACAGACAGCGAUGAUGUGGGUAUCGAUCUUGUUGACCCAGAGAGGUUGGCGUGACCUUGUUUCGUGUCGGGUUGUAUCCUGACCUGACAUGGAUCGCGAUUCUAUGAGCGGGGUUUCUCUGUAAUGUUUCGACGUGUCAUGAACGGUCAAGGUCAAGGUUCAACAGCAGGACGUCCAUAUGUGUC